Molecule: messenger RNA, 1544 nt
Organism: Arabidopsis thaliana (thale cress)
Lineage: Eukaryota; Viridiplantae; Streptophyta; Magnoliopsida; Brassicales; Brassicaceae
Gene: TOE3
Product: target of early activation tagged (EAT) 3
Exons: 9
Coding region: 316-1374 (352 amino acids)
Biological process (GO): regulation of DNA-templated transcription
Cellular component (GO): nucleus
Molecular function (GO): DNA-binding transcription factor activity; DNA binding
Source: RefSeq, marked reviewed
AGGAGACCAAAAACUAGGAGACAGUCUAAUACACUUGUAUUGGGAAAGAAUCAAUUUUCAAAAUGAAUUUCUUCAUAAAUAUUUUUUUUUCCUUUGACUCCUUUCAUUGAUAAAAAAAAAUCCUGCACCUCUCUAAUGAUGAAUACUUGAAUAGAGUCAGAUAUUUAUUCUAUUAAAUAAUUUAGUUAUUUAUUUAGAACCUACCUUUAUUUGCUUUGAUGGUUAUUCUCAUCUGAGUUUUCUUCUUCUCUCUUAUUUCUCUCCCAAGUUUCUUAUUUUUUUUCCUCUUUACUUUACACAAAGGAACAACAAAUAAUGUGGAACCUUAACGACUCACCCGAUCAUCACGAAGAAUCCGACAGUAGAGGGAAUCCGGUCGGACACGUGUCAAACGGGAUGAGUCAAUCUGCAACGUGGCUACCGUUUGUGCUUCCGGUGACCAGGAAUUUCUUUCCGGCUCAAAGCAUGGAACCGGGAGUUCGUUGGUCCGGUUUCAAUAGUGUCGGUAAGUCGGAUCCAAGCGGAUCGGGUCGACCAGAAGAGCCGGAGAUAUCACCGCCGAUAAAGAAGAGCCGACGUGGUCCUCGCUCACGUAGCUCUCAGUAUCGAGGAGUUACGUUUUACCGACGAACCGGAAGAUGGGAGUCACAUAUUUGGGACUGUGGGAAGCAAGUGUACUUAGGUGGAUUUGACACUGCACAUGCUGCUGCUCGAGCCUAUGAUCGAGCGGCGAUUAAAUUCAGAGGUGUAGAUGCAGAUAUUAAUUUCGACAUUGAAGACUACCUUGACGAUUUGAAACAGAUGGGAAAUUUGACAAAGGAAGAGUUUAUGCAUGUACUUAGAAGGCAAAGCACUGGGUUUCCAAGAGGCAGUUCUAAAUACAGAGGUGUUACUUUGCACAAAUGUGGAAGAUGGGAGUCACGUUUGGGUCAAUUCCUCAACAAAAAGUACGUUUAUUUGGGUCUCUUUGAUACCGAGAUUGAAGCUGCUAGAGCUUAUGAUAAAGCGGCAAUAAAGUGUAAUGGGAAAGACGCUGUUACCAAUUUUGACCCUAAAGUAUACGAGGAAGAAGAAGAUCUUAGCUCAGAGACGACGAGGAACGGUCAUAAUCUUGGUCUAAGUCUAGGAGAAUCAUCAUCUGAAGAGUUUAGACUCAAGUCUGAUAUUGCAAGCAUAAGAAGUAGGAUUAGAGAUGAGGAGAGAUUAUUAGGGAGCGAUCUAUCGCUAGCAAUGAUGACGACGACUGUCAGAUCGGAAAAGCAGCAAUCGGACGGUGGAGGAAAUCGAGUGGUGGGAAUGGCAGCAUCAUCAGGAUUCUCUCCUCAACCUUCCCCUUACCGCAUUCCUCGCACCUUCCACUUCUCUCGUCCCUGAUUCAUCAUCAUCAUCAUCACUAUCAUCACAAUCAUCAUCUGAGCUAGUGUUAACCAAGUUAUGCUUUAAUGAAUUUGAGUUAUUCUCGAGCUAUUUUUGGGCUCUGUAAUACAUAUAUGUUCUUGAGUACGGUAUAACAAGUUUUUUUCUUUCUGUUAAUUUAAUCAGAC